Tinamus guttatus (white-throated tinamou) is the source of this 3437-nucleotide messenger RNA. RefSeq names its product tenascin N (gene TNN). Gene Ontology annotation, biological process: regulation of cell adhesion. Gene Ontology annotation, molecular function: protein binding. Gene Ontology annotation, cellular component: perisynaptic extracellular matrix. Lineage: Eukaryota; Metazoa; Chordata; Aves; Tinamiformes; Tinamidae. The record is from RefSeq and is a predicted model, not a curated record.
AUGGAUUUCCAGAACUCAGGUGCCUUCUCUCUGGCGAUAUUGCUGUGCUGUUCUCUUCAGAUAUCUGCUAUUCAACUGCCUACAUCUCAUAACUGCACUAGCAGUGGCCAAAAAAUAUCCUUCAGCCACUCGUACAGGAUUGAUGUGCCCACGUCUUCCCAGAUCAAGGUGGAGGCAGAUCCAUUACAGCAGGAAGACAGCAGUGAGGUGCAACUGGAUCCUGGGGAUGCUGAGGAAAAUGAAGAGCAGAAUAUCAUUUUUAGGCACAAUAUCCACUUGCACACACCCAAGGGAAACUGUGAAACUUUGGACCAUAUCAAGGGACUGCUAGAGAGGAUGGAAAAGUUGGAGAAAGAAGUGGCAGAGCUGAGAGAACUCUGCAGCCCUCAGACAUGCUGUGGCGGAAGGCAAGGCAUCUCGCACUGCAGCAGCCACGGGACAUUCCUCUAUGAGACUUGCAGCUGUAAAUGUGCUGAGGGCUGGGAAGGCAGUGACUGCUCUCACCCCACCUGUCCCAACCACUGCAGCGGCCACGGGCACUGCGAUGGUGGAAGAUGUGUCUGUAAUGAGCGUUUCUUUGGGGAGGACUGCAGCCAGCAGCUCUGCCCUGAAAACUGCAGCGGCAGCGGGAUCUGUGACACAUCCAAAGGAGUCUGCCAGUGCUAUGAAGAGUUCACUGGAGACGACUGCAGUGAGAAACGAUGUCCCGGGGACUGCAGCGGCAAUGGGUUCUGCGACACAGGAGAGUGCUAUUGCCAUGAUGGCUUCUUCGGCCUUGACUGUUCCCAGGUAUAUGCUCCUCAGAACUUGCAGCUGCUGAACUCCACGGAGAAUGCUUUGGCAGUCAGCUGGGAUCAAAUGAUUGAUGUGGAUAGUUACCUCAUUAGCUAUUAUCCUGUGGGAUAUGAGACCUUGGUGAAACAAGUACAAGUGCCCAAGGAGCAGCUGAGCUAUGAGAUUGAGGGUCUGCGUCCUGGCACCGUAUACAAUGUCACGCUUUGUCACAUGAAGAAGGGGAUUGCCAGUGAUCCUGAGUUUCUAGAAGCAAGUACAGUUCUGUCCACACUCAGUGACAUAUGGGUCACGGAGGAGAUGGAGAGCUCCCUGGAAGUGGAGUGGGAGAACCCUCCUGCAGAUGUGGAUUAUUACAAGCUGAAAUUUAGGUCCCUGCUGGAGAUGGAUGAGAAGCAGGUCACGGUGCCCAAAAGCAAUGAUCCCAAGAGCAGACACAUUAUCACUGGCCUGAAACCCGGCACUGAGUACAAGAUCACUGUUAUACCUGUGAAAGAUGAUACGGAAGGGAAACCAUCCUCAGUGAGUGGCAGGACUGGAAUUGAUAGCCCAACCAAUCUGGUGACUGUUCGAGUGACAGAGGAUACAGCCACUCUCUCCUGGGAUAAAGUUCAGGCUCCCAUAGACAGAUAUAUGAUAAGAUACGUCUCAGUUGAUGGGGACAUAAAGGAAAUAGAGCUGGGAAGUGAAAACAACAACUUCACCUUACUGAGCCUGAAACCAGGCAUGGAAUAUAUCAUCCACAUCUGGGCAGAGAAAGGAUCCCAGCAGAGUGGGAAGACAAGCACUAGAGCUGUGACAGAAAUUGACGGCCCCACUAAGCUGUUAACUGACCGAGUGACAGAGGAUGCAAUUACUAUUUCCUGGAACAAAGUUCAGGCUCCAAUUGACAGAUACAGAGUGAGCUACUCCUCAGCUGAUGGGGAUACGGAGGAGACAGAAGUGGAGAAAGACAGGAAUGUCACUACCUUGGCAGGACUGAAGCCAGGCAUGGAAUAUAUCAUUUACAUCUGGGCAGAAAAAGGAGAGCAACAGAGCAAGAAAGCCAGAACUGAGGCUAUGACAGAAAUUGACAGCCCAGCUCGCCUGAUUGCUGACCAAGUGACAGAAGACACAGCCAUCAUCUCCUGGGACAGGGUCCAGGCUGUCAUAGAUAAGUAUGUGCUGAACUACACAUCGGCUGAUGGUGACACCGAGGAGAUAGAAUUGGGGAAGGACAAGAGUACAGCCAGCCUGACCGGACUGAAGCCUGGCACCGAGUAUGUCAUCUACCUCUGGGCAGAGAAGGGAGCCCAGCACAGCAAGAGGACCAGCACUGAGGCAGUGACAGAAAUGGAUAGCCCAAAGAAUCUGGUGGCUGAUAGAGUGACAGAGGAUACAGCCACCAUCUCCUGGGACAGCAUCCGAGCUCCCAGAGACAGGUACAUGGUGAGCUACACUUCUGCUGAUGGGGACAGCAAAGAAAUAGAAGUGGGGAAAGACGAGAGCAUCACCACGCUGACGGGACUGAAGCCAGGCAUGAAGUAUGUCAUCUACGUCUGGGCAGAGCUGGGAAGCAGGGAGAGCAGGAGGGCGAGUGCUGACGUGCUAACAGAUAUUGAUCCUCCCAAGAACCUCCGUGUAUCAGAUGUGACUCAUUCUGCUGGUGUAGUUACUUGGACUCCUCCAGAAGCAGAGAUUGAUGGUUACACUUUGACCUUCCAGGGCCCAGGUGGCAGCAACAAGGAUGUGCAGCUCGGACCUAGUGACCACAGGUUUGUGCUGGAAGGACUGGAGCAAGGAGUGAGGUACAGGGUCUCUGUGCUGGCCUACAAGGGAGAUCGCCAGAGCAGAGAGGCAGGCACUGCCUUCUCAACAGUUAGCUUCCUCUACCCGUAUCCAGCAGACUGUAGCCAGACACAGCAGAAUGGAAAUUCUUCCAGCGGCCUGUACACCAUCUACCUCAGUGGAGAUGGUAACUGGCCAGUGCAGGUGUACUGUGACAUGACCACUGAUGGAGGCGGAUGGACAGUGUUUCAGAGGCGGAGCUCUGGCGAGUUGGAUUUCUACAAACGCUGGAAGGAUUAUGUGGAAGGCUUUGGAGAUCCAGCUGGUGAAUUUUGGCUUGGUCUUGACAAGCUGCACAAUCUCACAAGCAGCCCCAUCCAUUACGAGCUCCGUGUGGAUUUGCGGACACCCAAUGAAUCUGCCUAUGCUGUCUAUGACUUCUUCCAGGUUGCCUCAAGCAGAGAUAGAUACAAGCUGUCAGUGGGGAAUUACAGAGGCAAUGCUGGGGAUGCAAUGACGUAUCACCAUGGCUGGAAGUUCACAACAUGGGACAGAGACAACGAUGUGGCUCUCAGCAACUGUGCUCUGACACACCGCGGUGCCUGGUGGUACAAGAACUGCCACUUGGCCAACCUCAAUGGGAAAUAUGGGGAGAACAAGCACAGUGAAGGGGUUAACUGGGAACCAUGGAAGGGCCAUGAAUUCUCCAUCCCUUUUACUGAGAUGAAGAUCCGUCCUCAGUCGUCUACCAAUGAACCAAUCCUGGGAAGGAGGAAGAGAUCUCUAGCAAGAAAGGGGAAGAAGAUCCAGGCUUAAACUGACCUUUGUGCAGGACAAUGAUCAAAGAGUAUGAUCUGCUAUUUCUUAACAAAGUUAAG